Messenger RNA from Dioscorea cayenensis subsp. rotundata (Guinea yam), 2680 nucleotides. RefSeq lists its product as uncharacterized. The record is from RefSeq and is a predicted model, not a curated record. Bases 686 to 2425 code for a protein of 579 amino acids. Gene Ontology annotation, molecular function: protein binding. NCBI's taxonomy places the organism in Eukaryota, Viridiplantae, Streptophyta, Magnoliopsida, Dioscoreales, Dioscoreaceae. The transcript has a single exon.
AGUUGGGUAUUCAUUCAUUCAUUCAUUCAAUCAAUCAAGUCCAACAUUGUUUUUCAAAACCAGAUAAGGCACACAGAUUUCGUGCAAUUCCCUCCCUUACUAAACAACCUAAUAAUUUAUCAGCUGUCUAGCGUUUAUCACUCGUGGGUCCCGCCAUAUUUUCAACGUGUCAACUAACUAGUGAGAUAUCACCUGAAUUUGCUGUUCAAUCCUAUAGACCUCUAAGCUCUAUCCAAUUUCUCCACGAGGAUCGGUCACCCUCUCCCAUGUUACAGCAUGGUGCACCAUCUCGUGUACCAUUACCCGGGGCCCACCUUGUUUUACACGUGGCAACCAUCUAGAGGUUCACUUCCGCGUUUGCUGUUGGAAGCCCCGCAAACCGACGGCAUUGGAAUCCGCUCUUCGUUAUCGGUCGAACAAACACACUGUCCUUCACCUCUCCCGACGACGAUCUUAACGAGUACCAUAGGUGGGCCCCUUUUUUAAUUUUACGUGGCAGUUAUCUAAUGGGAAAGCACCCUGUUUGCUGUUUGGGACCAGAAAGCGAAGACUCUUACUCGAACCCACUCCAUUUCCCCCGUCUUCUCCUCUCACCGCCGCCGAUCCCGAGCUUGCUCUUCUCCCCAAACCCUAAAAAUGGCGGAUUCCUGAAGACCGAGCAUCGAAACCCUAGCCCUUUCGAUCCAUGGCGAGGUCGUUCCUCCUCCUCCUCCUCAUCUCCAUCCCCUUCGCUUCACCUGACCCCGUCCUCCUAGAUCGCUACGACGCUCAGCUCCGCCGCCUGGAAUCCCUCGUUGAUUCCCUCUCCCAUGCUGUCGCUAGACUCGAAUCUUCCCUUGCUUCCCCGGUUCCUAUCCGCCAGCACGAGAUGCCGUCCCCGACGGCAACUGGAGUGGCCGUCACCAAGCUGAAGCCUGCUUGGUCAGACCGAUUCCAGUUCUCCGCCGCCGCUCGCCUCGAGUCUGAUCCAACCUGCGCUGCUGUCCUCCCCUACGAGGACCUCGAAGGUAUCAGCAAGUACUUUGCUGUAGGAGACUCUCACGGUCGCGUGUAUGUGUUUUCGUCUUCUGGCGAUGUCCUUAUGGAGCUCCCCUCGCCGUCCGAUUCUCCGGUGACCGCCAUGCUUUCCUACCUCUCCUCCCGUCGCAACGACAGCCUCCUUUUCGCUGGCCACGCAGACGGCUCUCUCGUCGCUCACCGGCUUUCGGAAACGAUUGGCGCCGGUGAUGAGUGGCCAUCGCUUUCCGUCGGCAACACCCGGCCUUUCGUGCGGGCGGCGGCACGGGAGCUCGACUCCCCGCCAGUCCUCGGCCUUGAGCUCCACCAGGCCGGGCGGGCGCGGUAUGUGCUUGCCUCCGACGCCGGAGGUCGGAUCCGCGUCUUCACUGAGAACGGCACGCUCUAUGGCACCGCCAUCGCUUCUAGCCGGCCUCUCGCCUUCGCCAAGCAUCGGCUCCUCUUCCUAACGGAGACCGGCGCCGGCUCUCUCGAUCUCCGGUCGAUGGUGAUCCGCGAGGUCGAUUGCGAGGGCCUUAACGGCACCCUGGCGAGUGCCUACUCCUUCGACGUGUUGGAACGAGCUAAAGCCUACGGAUUCACAUCCGGUGGCGAUCUAAUUCAUGUCGUGCUUUUAGGUGAUGUUGCCAAUCUAAAAUGCAGGGUUAGGGCAAUCAGGAAAGCAGAGGUUCAGGGCCCGGUCUGCAUCCAGGCCAUCAGAGGAUACCUCCUUGCAGUUAGCCAAGACAAUGUCUUUGUCUACAAUGUCUCCUCUCAGUACUACGGCAGGGCUGGGGCUCCUCGUCCUCUCUUCUCUGUCACCAUUCAAGAGGUUAAAUCUCUCUUCUUGAAUUCAGAUUCAGUGCAAGAUGGGAGCUUUGUGGAGAUCAAACCUUUGAUUGCAGCAGACCGGGAGAAGCUUGUGGUUUUGGGGCUUGGUGGGGGCUACAUUGGGAUAUAUAAGUCGAACUUCCCGGUGUUCAAGGCUGAGAGCAAUGCUGUGGUAUGGAGUGCUCCAUCUCUGCUCUUCCUGUUGUUUUUGAUUGGUAUCUGGCAAUUUUAUGUGAAAAAGAAGGAUUCUUUGGGCUGGGUGCCUGACGAUUCAUUCAACACCACUGGUGUGGGCUCCUCUAGUGGCCUUUUGAGCACUGGGGCGACUGAUAGAGCUUUUGGAGAUGCUUCGAGGCCAGCUGAACGCAGGGAAUUGAGAGGAGGCACACUGAGAGGCCCCUCUAGAAGAUAUGUGUCUCCACCUUCUCGGUACCCAGGGGGCUCAGGUAUUCCAUACAGACCUGCUUCUGCUGAUCCUGGUUUUAGAGGACCUUCAGAGUUGAAGUAUAGAGCCCAAAGUAUUGAACCUUCUGGUUUUGCGAAAAGAAGGGAACCUCUGUUUCCUGCUGCCCAAGUUUCUGAGGAUCAUAUUGAUUGACAGAAAUUUUGUCUAAAGGUUUCCAGAAUUUUCGUUGGAACUGAACUGUUGUAGGUUUUACCUGCUUGGGGUUUUUCGAUAUUGAUGCCGUCCUGUUGUGUAACUUAAACCUGUUGUACACUCAAAAGCAAACAAGAAUGGUACAGGUUCUCAUCUUCAUGGCUAUGAAAAGAAGAGAUGGGUGGCUUGCCUUCAUCCAUGUUCUGUUUCUUAACAUCUUGGAAGAGAAAUACUACUUUCUUUGACAUUUUUUAA